CGUGAACGCAGCUCCUUCUACCAUGUGACUGACAUCAGCUGAUCAGCAGGCGGAACCAAAUGAAAACAUGGUGGUUUUACUGCGCAGGGUACCUGUCACAGAUUGUCUAAAACUGUGUCACAGGGUGGUGGAUGGACUGUGUGGGCGGGAGCCUCCUCGCAGGGGGGAUUACAGUGCCACCUGGAGUCUGGAGGAGUGGCUGGAGCUGCUCAGCUCCCUGACAGCGCUCUUCCGCCUGGCAGUGGGGAACAACAGCUGUGAUGAAGAGGUGCUGGCUGGGCUGUCAGAUGUGGGCAGCAGCCAUGCUGAGACUUUGCUGAGUGUGCUGAGAGCCAGAGAGGAGGAGAUCCGCCGCAGUCUGCUGGACAGAACCAACUCCAUCUCCUCUGCUACUCUGCAGGAUUUUGACUGGCAGCUUAAGUUAGCUCUUUCCAGUGAUAAGAUCUCAUCUCUGCACACUCCUCUACUCAGUCUCAGUCUGGAUCUGAGAGAGAACGGAGCCCUCCGGCCUGUCACCAUGGAGAUGAACCGAGAGGAGUUAAACACACUCAUCAAUUCACUAGAGGCUGCUAAUAAGGUGGUGCUGCAGUUGAAAUGAUGGAGAGAUUGUGGACCACUGAUCCCAUUUAAGCCCAUGACUGCAGGAAGUCCAGUGAAUGGAUGUCAUGUCAUCAAAGAAGUGGAAAUGACAUUCUUCCCCAUGAUUUUGUGUUUUGUCGACACAGUGACAGUUUUUCAGAUGCAUCAAUGAUCACUGUUCUUCUGUCCUUUGUAAUUCAGUCGUUUAUAUGAGCAGGUGAACACUCUAUCAUUGUUAUGUUUUUGCAAUACACUGUGUUGUGUCAUGAACGUGUUGAA
Molecule: messenger RNA, 858 nt
Organism: Xiphias gladius (swordfish)
Lineage: Eukaryota; Metazoa; Chordata; Actinopteri; Istiophoriformes; Xiphiidae
Gene: commd8
Product: COMM domain containing 8
Exons: 5
Coding region: 68-598 (176 amino acids)
Source: RefSeq, a predicted model, not a curated record